UACAGUUUCAGUCGUCUUCUUCAUCGGCGACUUCUUCCCCAAUUUCUGCAUAUUCUAAGAAAUGGCAAAAAUAAGUAAAACUCCAAACAACCAAUCCACAACUGUGUUCAUUGUUUGAACAAAAGAAGCGAGACCCGUCUCUGUUUUGAAUUCAAUAUUGUUAUAGAAGAGAUAUCCACCAAACACAGAGUCACGCACACCUACUCUUUAUUCUCACCAACCCAUUUAGUAGUUCAUGUAUUUGAGCUGACUAUCCUCCAUUAUCUAGACAUUGUUUAGCUUCUAGCUAUGGCGGCAGCUGCCUCUUAUUCUAUUCAGCCCACAUCAAGAAUUGUUAACCAGCCUCAGCCUAAAUCUGCAUUGAAUUCUAGAUCACUUUCAUUCGCAUCCCAAUUCCAGACCUUCUCCCUCAAACAUUUGGAUUGGGGAAUAAGUUUUUAUCUGAAAUCUUUCGAGCUCACAAUAUUGAAAUAUCGUUGUGUGCAACUGCAUCCUCAAAAGGCUAGUGCAUUGGUGAGGGCAGAGAUGAGCUCAGAGGUUGAUGUGUCGUUGAGCCCUAGGGUUAACUCCGUGAAGCUUUCAAAGACGGUGGCUAUCACCGACCAGGCAACUGCCCUUGUACAAGCCGGUGUCCCUGUUAUCCGACUAGCAGCAGGGGAGCCCGAUUUCAACACUCCAAUACCAAUUGCUGAGGCUGGGAUUAAUGCAAUUCGUGAAGGGUUCACUAGAGGAAAAUGGAAUAUCCUACACGCCCGAUCAGAUUUUGGUGAGCAAUGGUGCAAAACAGAGUAUUCUUCAAGCAGUUCUUGCAGUGUGGACGAGGUGAUUAUUCCAGCUCUGUUUUGGGUGAGCUACCCGGAGAUGGCCAGGUUGGCUGGUGCCAACCCUGUAAUUCUUCCCACGAGCAUAUCAGAAAACUUUCUUUUAGAUCCAAAGGUUCUUGAGUCUUCACUGACUGAGAAGUCAAGGCUGUUGAUUCUUUGCUCCCCCUCCAACCCGACAGGGUCUGUUUACCCCCGCAAAUUGCUCGAACAGAUUGCUGAGAUUGUAGCAAAGCAUCCCAGGCUUCUUGUUAUGUCCGAUGAAAUCUAUGAACAUAUCAUUUAUGCCCCGGCAACUCAUACGUGCUUUGCAUCUUUGCCAGGCAUGUGGGAUCGAACUUUGACUGUCAACGGGUUCUCAAAGGCGUUCGCCAUGUCUGGUUGGAGGCUCGGAUAUCUUGCCGGUCCAAAGAACUUUGUUUCUGCUUGUGGGAAGAUCCAAAGUCAGUCUACUUCAGGUGCCAGCAGCAUAUCUCAAAAGGCUGCCGUUGCUGCUCUAGGGUUGGGUUAUGCAGGCGGGGAAGCAGUCGCAGAUAUGGUUAAAGCAUUCCGUGAGAGGAGAGAUGUUCUGGUCAAGAGCUUCGGAGAAUUGGAUGGAGUCAAGAUUUCAGAGCCUCAGGGAGCUUUCUAUCUUUUCCUCGAUUUCAGCUCGUACUAUGGCUCAGAGGUCGAUGGCUUCAGUGUCAUCAAUGGCUCGGAGGCCCUCUGCCGGUAUUUGCUCGACAAGGCUCAAGGUGCCCUUGUUCCGGGGGAUGCUUUUGGAGACGACACAUGCAUCCGCAUCUCCUAUGCCGAGUCUCUGUCAACUCUGCAGGAGGCUGUGGAGAGGAUCAAGAGUGCGCUCGUUGCGCUCAAGCCAGCCGUCGCCGUCUAGGCAGGAGAUGGAAGUUUUUAACUUGUAUUGUAACAUUAGCUGUUGAAUUUUCUCUUUCAAGAAAUUACUUUGUACGUGCAUUAGAUUAGUGAAUGUUAUUUGAUACUGGAUUAUUUUUAAAAAUAAAUUCCGUCUGGGAUAUUCAUUUAAUUUUGAAUAGUUUUGAAUUUUCUUUGUAAAGGACAGAACAAGUACCAAUCAAUUUGAUUGAGUUUCCAUCCUAA
Salvia splendens (bonfire salvia) is the source of this 1919-nucleotide messenger RNA. Its product is annotated as bifunctional aspartate aminotransferase and glutamate/aspartate-prephenate aminotransferase. NCBI's taxonomy places the organism in Eukaryota, Viridiplantae, Streptophyta, Magnoliopsida, Lamiales, Lamiaceae. The coding region runs from base 289 to 1695 and encodes 468 amino acids. Gene Ontology annotation, molecular function: pyridoxal phosphate binding; transaminase activity. The transcript is spliced from 11 exons. The record is from RefSeq and is a predicted model, not a curated record. Gene Ontology annotation, biological process: amino acid metabolic process; biosynthetic process.